GUGUGGUCAGACAACUUGUGACAGCUUUGAAGAUCACAACCUGAUCACGUACAACUCAAUUUGAAGAUGGACAAGCAACGGAGUACUCCAAAUAACAACAACCCAUUUAAGGACAGAAAAGAGUCAUCAGAGGAUGCAUGUUGCCAAGAAGUCCGGCUCACUAUCUUUGAGGAACACAUGUCCCAAGCAGAAUUAGAUGAGCUGAAAAUGUGUGCUGAUGGUUCUGCUACUUUUGAAGAAAUGGCACCAAAACUGACAUCAAAACUACAAGAUGCAAAAGACGCCAGUGUUACCUUUGGCAUUGUUGGUGAUGCAGGGGCGGGGAAAAGCACUUUCAUCAACUCUUUCCGUGGUUUAAGACCCGAUGCUGAAGGUGCCGCCGAAGUCUCAGCCGUCCGCCACACGACCAACGAAGUCACGCGGUACCCUGUACCACACAACAAAAACAUUGUCUUUCUCGACUUUCCUGGAGUCCUCUUCCGAAGCACAGAACAUGGUGUGGUAGAAGAGUUCAACACGAAAAGCUACCUCGACCUUUACGGCGCACACAUGGAACAAUGUGAUCUCUUCCUCAUAUUCGUUACACUACGAAUGAGCAACAACAUCAUCUGGAUUGCAAAAGAAGCCAGAAAAAUGGAAAAGAGUGUCUUUUUCGUCCGGUCAAAAGUUGACAUUGACUUAGCAAAUGAAAGCAGAGAUCACCCCUGGCGUUUUCCCAAAGGCACCUCCCAUACCACAGAGGAAGCACAGAAAUUUCUCGGAAAACUGCGCCAAGCUACAGCACAGGAGCUGAACAGGCUUGGGUAUGGUGAGGUCAAAGAGACAAAGGUGUUUGUCAUCUCUGGGGUACUGGCGGAUGUACAUGCCGGUACAUACGACAUGUCCAAUCUUCGGAUAACUAUCUACAACACAGUGUCGCCAGACAAACAAGCAGUUCUCAUCACCAGCUUGCCAGACUUUGCAAUUGACUCAGUACAUCACAAAGCAAAGAAUCUCAGAUCGCGGGAGGUUAUUGGAGCAAUCGUUUUGAAUACAGCUGUCAGCGCUGCCCCUCUGCCAGGACUUGGGGUCGCCAUGGAUAUCGGAGUCCUCGUAGGAGGCUACCAUCGCGUCAAGGCAGCAUUGAGUCUCAACGACAAAUCCCUCAGGCGACUAGCAGAGCUAGUAGAGAAGGACUACAACAGCCUGAAGACAUUUGUUGAGAGAAGACUAGUGCUGGGAGAAAGGAUAAAGAAUCCGAGCGCUCCGAGCUAUUGCGGCUGCCACAGCAUCUGGACUGACAAUAGGCGCCCUCGCUGUCACAACCCAGCACACAUUGGGAUACUUGGGAAGGAAUGCUCCAGCAGAACAGAAUUCCUGAACACCAUCCGUGGGCUUCGUAGUAAUGAUCCAGGCGCAGCUGAUGGAAAGGCUAUCAAAAAGCCUACAGAAUACGCAUCUUCUAACAACCUUGUGCCAAAUAACAGCCAUCUUUCAACAGACCAGAGUGACAUGAUCAGCAACUGCCAGAGGAAUCUUAAGACACUGUAUGGUGACAUUGAUGCAUCUGACAUAUUCAUCAUCAGUACUGAGUAUGAGGCAAUGACUCGCGACAGAGGACUGAUGCCUGCCUUAAGACAUGCCAUCUUCAAAGAACUUCAAAAAGCUGACAAGACAGAUAGAAACAUGAUGUACAUGAGGUCUGACACGCUGAUGUUGAAUGACGAUGAUGCAGGAACCAUCUUGAAAAGUCUCUCGAACAGUUUGAGAGGGAUAGAGAUGUUAGGACAGAACCACUCUGACGAUGGGACUGAAGGACAGAACCAUUCAGACGAUGUGACAGACCUGAUAAAGAGCAAAGAAUACUGCCUGCCGAAGUGGGACCAGACAACCAUUCGGAUAGGUAUUAUCAGUGACCGUGGAGCAGCAACUAACACCUUCAUCAGUUCUCUCCUGGGUUAUCGUGAGAAGGUGGCCUCCCGUACAGCAGCUGGGUCCACACAAACAGAGUACACCUCAGCUGACACACAACGCCCACAGAACCUCACUGUGGUCAGAUUUCCUGCAGUGUCAUUUCAAACAGGUGACAGUCCUUGA
Molecule: messenger RNA, 2076 nt
Organism: Branchiostoma belcheri (Belcher's lancelet)
Lineage: Eukaryota; Metazoa; Chordata; Leptocardii; Amphioxiformes; Branchiostomatidae
Exons: 8
Coding region: 67-2076 (669 amino acids)
Cellular component (GO): membrane
Molecular function (GO): GTP binding
Source: RefSeq, a predicted model, not a curated record